Messenger RNA from Aspergillus steynii IBT 23096, 297 nucleotides. RefSeq lists its product as uncharacterized. The coding region runs from base 1 to 297 and encodes 98 amino acids. Lineage: Eukaryota; Fungi; Ascomycota; Eurotiomycetes; Eurotiales; Aspergillaceae. The record is from RefSeq and is a predicted model, not a curated record. The transcript has 2 exons.
AUGGCGUCGAAUUUCAAAGCUAAGCGCCUUGUUUUGACCGCGGCUGUGACGUCGAUCACCAUUGCUGGAACGCUUUACGGCGCCGGUCUCAAAUCUGGACAAGAAGUUACCCAGGCAGCUCAAAAGGCACGAGAGGUUUCAAUCGACGAGCGCAUCUCGGCGCUACGGAACACGCGGGAGGAAUUGGCAGCUAAGAAGGGUCUCGUGGAGAAGCAAAUGAAAGACCUGGAGGUUCGAAUCGAGGAGAGGAAACGAAAGAAUAUCGAUGGAUUGAAAAAGGAGCCACCGCACAAUUGA